GAGACGAUGAGUUUGUUGCUGAGUAACGGGACGGGCGGAGAUGACGUCAGCAACCUGGGGGUUACCAUGGAAACGGUGGGGACACUGCGGCGGAUGCAACUGUCCCAGGAAGCUCUGCAGGGUCUGAGCAGCAGCACCCUCUGUACCUUGUCAUGUGGAACUGCAGCGUCCUGCAAGUUGCGUGAUGUGUACGGUACUCUUGUGGCAGAGUGUAGGUGUGACCAGGGCUACUGUCACAACAGCGGCACGUGUGAGUUCCUACAGGGAACAGGACCAGUCUGUCGGUGCGGUGCGGACCCCAGCGGGUUCUACAGCGGCCCCAGAUGUGAGCUGUACGCGCCGCGCGCUCUGGUGAUCCUGGUAGGAGCAGGGGUGGGGGGGCUGCUGGUCCUGCUGACUUCUGUUCUGUCCGUCUGUCUGUGUGUCAAGAAUAGGUUGAACCAACUGGACAGUGAGAAAGGGUUCCAUCAUCAGGAUAUUUCAGAAGAAUUCUCCAGUCUUCAGAACGGCCACGGGACAGACCCUCCCCCAGACUGUGCCUGGAACAACGACCCGCCCAAAAUACCUUCAGAUCAGGAGUUCAAGCUACCAAGGCCAUCAGUGACCACCAACUUUGACUAGAAAACCUGGAAUGCCCAUUGCUGGAUAAAGCAGUAAAAUGCAACAAGUGACAAACUUUUAUCGCCCAAUAAUAUAUAGCAGAAGAUAGACUGUUUGUUUUCAUAAUUUAUAUAUCAGUAAAUAUUUAGUUUACUGUUUUAUACAUUGUUGAUUAGACUGUAGUUAUAAUGUUCAGAGUUGUAUAUGGAUACCAAAAGCAUGUCAGCGUUUCAGUAUGAAAUAGAAUAUAGAUUUUGCA
Molecule: messenger RNA, 859 nt
Organism: Branchiostoma belcheri (Belcher's lancelet)
Lineage: Eukaryota; Metazoa; Chordata; Leptocardii; Amphioxiformes; Branchiostomatidae
Product: chondroitin sulfate proteoglycan 5-like
Exons: 5
Coding region: 7-621 (204 amino acids)
Biological process (GO): nervous system development
Source: RefSeq, a predicted model, not a curated record